UCUGAGCAACUACUCCUGUGGUUGUUUUCAGACAGUCCAUUGUCGUCAUCUAGUGGUGACUUUGAGUGCCUGCAGUGUUUGCAACCUCUGCUGAGGACUUGCCCUGGCAUGUCUGUAUCUAUGGUCUGUAUGAGAUUAUGUCCAGGCAUGUACCAGUUAUUCACGCAGGAGGGCUCAGUGAGUCACUGGCUGUCUGCUGUCUUAUAAAGGGCUCCUCAGUAUCAAUAGUCACAGAUGCUCUGAAGUGCAGACUGAGGAAUUGAACCACGAUUAGUAUAAUGUGUCGAAUCAUGGCCUCUAAAAACUGGACCCUGAGCUCCCUAGGAAAUGGCCCCGCUCGCAGGAUGCUGUUUGGCCCAGUCGACCACGAGCAGCUACAGGCAGAGUACCAUGCCGCCCUUCGGAAAGACCUGGAAGAAGCCUCAAGGCGCUGGGGCUUCGACUUCAUGUCAGAUAAGCCUCUGGAAAGCAGUGAUUUCAAGUGGGAAAGAGUUCAAGGAACCAAGGUGCCGCUGCUAUACAGGUCCUGCAUGCUUGAUCAGGGACAAGCAGGAGGUCAGAGGGCAGCUGUUACACCCAAAGAAGGAAAGGGUGGGUCAUCGCAGAUUGGAAAGGAGAACAUCCCCCUUACACCAGAGAGAUGUUCAGCAUUCAACCUGAAGAAACUUGAGAAAAGGCCAAUGAGGAGAGAAAACAGAGCACUGAAGAGGAAGCAGUCAAACAUUACAGAUUUCUAUCCAGCUAAACGGAGAGCCGUUGGGAUGCCACUGAAAUCUAACCAGUGAUUCUCUGCUCAGUUUACUGCAAAGGUGCCAAAUUAAUAUUCUAAAAGAACCACACACACUCAGGAAAACAACACUCUGCACAGACCACGCUGUCACUCAUCAGGGGGUCCUGAACCCAGCUCAUCUGACAACAAAAGGGACCUCAGCUACACAUCAUCACAAUGGUUAAUUAGGAUACUGUAUCAAACUUGGGAGGGAGGGGGGGGGGGUUUCCCCAGUGCUAAGACGAAGGGGACAUCGGAGCUGAGAAGAUUAACAGUAAUCUCUCAGAUCAGUGGAUUUAUACUCAUUUGGAUCAUUGGGAUGCCAAAGUGUUGACAGACAUUUCCUACUGUACAUUCCACAGGGCUGAAAACACUCUGCUCUGUAGAAAACUCCUGCAGUACAGAGAUAUGAGCGGUGAACAUAUCCCUGUACACACUUGAAAUAUAAUCCAAGAAGGUUAAAGUCAUUAUGUCCUGAAAUUAAUAUGAAAGAAUGUCUGGGAUAAAACUACAGAAUGAUUGAAAUUGGUAGAGAACAAAAAAAGUUUUUUGCUCAUUUGUUGAAAUCCACUAUUAUUUUCUACAAUGUGUUCCUAUUAUGUACAAAACGAGGGCUAGGUGUCAUUUUUUUUACAAGCACGUACUGUGCAAAGUGUUUCGUUUUAUACUUUAUAUACUCAGAUGUACUGUCGUGUUUUCGUUACUAUCAUGUACUCAUAGGAAAAUGCUUGAAAUUUGUGAUAUCAUGUACAUGCUGAUGCUUUGCUUAGAUCUUUCAUGACAGAAGUGCCAUCAAGUCCUCCUCCAGUCCCUCCAUGUACUGUAUAUCCAUUGAUUUUCAGAGUGGAUGUCAAAAAAUGUCCAGCCCAGACUCUGAUGCGUGUACAGCACCAGGUAGUUAAAGUUAAGUGUGGCACCAUGUGUUAAGAAAACGUAUAUCUAGAUUUAUGUAGAUAUAGAAAUAUACCAGAGAUUUAUCUACAGAGUUUAAUACAGCACUGUUAAGUAGCUCUAACAUAUACAAAACAUAAAUGCAGUAUUGCACAAACAUCUGAUAGGUGGUGUAAACAAAGCAUACAGUUUUAAGUGCCUUUAAGGCGCUUGUUCCAUAUUUGAAGAUCCAUAACAGACAAUCAGAAGAAAUAGGUCUCAUGAGUAAAGAUACUUUUUGCUCAAAGCAUUUUAUUUUUAUCUAUUUGGACACAAGGUGCAAUUAUAACAGACGUGUCAUAUCCACUUCGUUUUAGUUUGUCAAUGACACUAAUUUAUGUAAAUUUUCACAAUCCCUGCUGCUACGGGUGAUCUGGAUUGACAUCCAAUAGGGUAACUGUGAUGCGAAUCCUUACAAACUGACAGUUUAGAGAUGUUUGCCACUGCAAAUACAAAGCUAAGAAAACAACAACAUUAUCCCAAACAAUGAAUGCACUUCUGUUUAUAGAUGCUUGUGCACAGGUCCUUCAUAGUGUUCAAAGCUACAAAUGAAAAGAUCUGUCUUUAUUUAUUGUGAGACACUACAAUGUGUGUUAAUUGGUUUGUUUGGUUUAAUUGUGAGAAUUCCAAAUUCCAAUAAAACGUCUAAGUUAA
Messenger RNA from Notolabrus celidotus (New Zealand spotty), 2353 nucleotides. It is a transcript of the gene cdkn1a, whose product is annotated as cyclin-dependent kinase inhibitor 1A. Gene Ontology annotation, cellular component: nucleus. Lineage: Eukaryota; Metazoa; Chordata; Actinopteri; Labriformes; Labridae. Gene Ontology annotation, biological process: signal transduction by p53 class mediator; regulation of mitotic cell cycle. The transcript is spliced from 3 exons. The record is from RefSeq and is a predicted model, not a curated record. Gene Ontology annotation, molecular function: cyclin-dependent protein serine/threonine kinase inhibitor activity. The coding region runs from base 279 to 785 and encodes 168 amino acids.